AUGCUGGGCAUCGUGCCGGGCGUGACGCCGCAGAACAUCAAGAGCCUCGUGCUGGCGACGGACAAUGUGCGCGAGGUGGCCAACAUGAGCGAGGGCGAGCUCGCGCCGCUCGUCGGGCGGGAGGCGGGGCGCAAGAUUUUCGGCUUCUUCCACCGGAAUGUCGUGGAAGACUGA
Verticillium alfalfae VaMs.102 is the source of this 174-nucleotide messenger RNA. RefSeq names its product DNA repair protein rad16. NCBI's taxonomy places the organism in Eukaryota, Fungi, Ascomycota, Sordariomycetes, Glomerellales, Plectosphaerellaceae. The transcript has a single exon. The record is from RefSeq and is a predicted model, not a curated record. Bases 1 to 174 code for a protein of 57 amino acids.